UCCAAAACAUGUUUCCACUCACAUUGCAUCAAGUUCUAGAGAGUGAGCAAAGAGUAGUGUCAAAAUGCAGAAUCACGCACAUAAGUGGUUGAUCAUAGUAACUUUUGUACAACAGUGCUUCUCCGUUGACAUUGACACCCCUCAAGGACAAAUUCGAGGUCUCACGCAAACCGCUCGAAAUGGGGACACCUUUGCCGCGUUCUUAGGGAUUCCAUUUGGUGAGGCUCCCAUUGGAUCAUUGCGUUGGCAAAAACCACGACCUUACCUGAGCUGGGAGGGAGUCCGUGAUGGGACGAUUCACGGGAACGAGUGCCUUCAAGAUGAUGUGCACCAACCCUCGAUUCAAACAGGUGAUGAAGAUUGUUUGUUUUUGAAUGUUUUCACCAAGCAUCCAGGUGAUCUGGAAGCCAAAAAGAAUGUGAUCGUUUGGAUCCACGGUGGAGCCUUUAUUUUUGGCGGAGCCAAGAUCUAUAAUCCCGAAUAUAUCAUGGAGGAAGAUGUGGUGGUGGUAGUGAUCCAAUAUCGUUUGAACAUUUUUGGAUUCCUUUCCACUGAAGAUCAAAACGGACCCGGAAACUACGGAUUAUGGGACCAAUUGGAAGCGCUGAGAUGGGUCCAAAGAAAUAUUCAGCACUACGGCGGUGACCCUUCAAAAGUCACACUAAUGGGCAUGAGUGCUGGAGGAGCUAGUGUCCACUACCACAUGCUUUCCAAACAAUCGCACAAUCUGUUUCACAAUGCCAUAUCCCUCAGUGGAUCGUCCAUGAACUGGUGGGCCCAGAUUAGACACCCUAAGAAGUAUGCUAACAAGUUAGCCAGUGUUGUAAAAUGUGAAAGAGGCAAUUCCCUGGAAAUGCUGGAUUGUAUGCGAAAUAUUCCGGCGGAAAAUCUGGCACUCCUACAGAAGAGAUUCUUUUUAUAUAAGUCUGAUAAAGCCUAUCGAGAGCCUAUGAAUGUGUUCUCGCCCCGAUCAGAUCCCGAAGAUCUCGAAUCCUCCUUCUUGCCACUUCAUUCGUUCCAAGCCAUGAAGGAGGGUCAUAUCAAUCAAGUACCUUAUCUAACUGGCUACACGGAAAAAGAGGGCAUUUGGCGAGGAGAUUUGCUACUCCCGGAAGAAAAGGAUUCUCCCAUUUGGGCCGACUAUGUAGGCGAGUUCUCAAGAGUGUUUCCAUUGUCAUUGGGAUUGUUCGGAAACACAACAGAUAGAGGCAAUGAUAUUGUGGAAAAAAUCAAGCGAUUUUACCAACUUGACAACCUUAGAGAGGAUCAUCUGACGGAAGAUGCCAUUCAUAAUUUCAUAGACGUGCUGAGCGAUUCUAUGUUUACCUAUGGAAUUGACAUCACGGCAAAACUGCACGCCGAGCGAUCGGAAGCACCCACUUACUUCUAUUUUCUAAAAUACCCGCUGGAACACACUCUGGCAAAUUUUGGAUCCUCCGGGAUCGCUUUGCCCAUUUGGGAACCGCUCAAAUUGGCUUCCCAUGGAACCGACAUGCUCCUAUUAUUUAACAUGUUCCCAAUGUUUGAACCCAUGUCAGAUAGGAGUGAAAAGGUCUCAAGGGAUUUCAUCAAAGUUAUUUUGGACUUCGCAACUCAUGGCAGAUCCACCAUUCACCACGAUUGGAAACCAUUACAAGUGGAGAAGCCAAACUAUUUGGUGUUCGGCGAACAGUUUCAAGUGGUUCAAGAGGAGCUUCCAUUUCAGGAACGAAUUCGUUUUUGGGAGUCUCUCAAUGUGUUCUGGAAUUAUGAAUUCUCUACAUCUAAUUGGAGAGACGAACUUUGAUUUUCAAAACAUUUCUUUUCCUUCCUGAAUUGGUUUGGAAAAUCGCUCAAGUUGAUUUAAGUAAAACGUCGCAGACUUGGUUUAGUGGAUAGCGCAUGUGAGGGGUCCCCGGUUCGAUUCUCCUCCCCGACCUAUCUCAAGGAAACUUUUAGACGCUAACCACACCUAACAACGGAGAACCAACCUGAUAAGGACAAUGUCACUGCCUAUUGGAAAUAAAUUCGACAAUGUGACGGCUAGCUUCGUUGGCCGGGCAAGGUUCCCCCUCUGAUCCUAGCACUCCAAAUACAAAAAUACCAUGCUGAUUUCGAGACAAGCAAGACAAAAGCUUACUUUGAGGUAUAGCCGAUCCUUAUUCAUGAAAUACAAGUGAAAAUUUCCCAAGUUAAAUAA
This is a messenger RNA of Tigriopus californicus, 2179 nucleotides long. RefSeq names its product venom carboxylesterase-6-like. The record is from RefSeq and is a predicted model, not a curated record. The transcript is spliced from 3 exons. The coding region runs from base 65 to 1786 and encodes 573 amino acids. Lineage: Eukaryota; Metazoa; Arthropoda; Copepoda; Harpacticoida; Harpacticidae.